UCAUCACAAAUAGCCCCAAAUUCAAAGCUUUAGGACGUUCACGUUCGUCGUUUCGAUGAUCAACUCUCACCCCUUUCAAAAAUUCCAAUCCCUAACGUUUUUCUGUCGCUCCCAAUUAUUGCAUCGAAAAAACCCUAACUUCCCAAAUAAGCAAAAGCAGCGUGCUUCAAGACCUUCACUUUUCAGUCUCUGACAUUCAAUUCUCUUCCCUUCUCGCAGAAUUAGGGUUACGAUUGCCUUGUUCAAUGGACUCAGACGUCGACGUUUCGCGAUGGGUCAUCGAGCUCCUUCUCCGAGACCGCGAGAAGGAUUGCAUUGCCAAGAGGGUCCUCGCAGUCGCACCCUUCUCCGACCAAGACUAUCGCUUGAAGAAGACGGUGCUCCUCCGAACCAUCGAGUGCGAGGUAUACGAAGCUUCGGUCUCCGAAUCGAUCCUCGAAACGCUUGAAACGAUUGAGGAUUUGGAUAUCAGAGAAGGCAUUUCCACCACGGAAUCCAUGAAAGCCGCCUACUGCGCCGUGGCCACUGAGUGUACGGUCAAGUUCUUGGUGGGUUUUAUGGGAAAGCCUAGUGGGAAGUACUUGGAGGCCGUGGAUCGCAUUUGGAGAGGGAGGGUUAGGGUUUUGGAAAGGUCUGGGAGGAGCCAGCUGGUAUCGGCGGAGUUGAGGCAUCGAAUGGAUGAGGUCGAGGCAGGGGUUUGGGAUUUGAGAGUGUCGAAGAAGCUGUCGAGGAUGAACACGAGGAAUGAUGCGCUGAGAUUGCUUGCAGUUUAUGUGAAAGCAGCUUUGGCGUUGUUGGGACCUCCGUUUAUUACUUGGGCUAUUAGAUUGAAUGUGCCCAAGGAAGUUGCUGACUUGGAAGCUGAUCAGAUUACAGUGGCCAAUGAGGCUAAUGUUGGUUGUGGGUCUGAAGUGGAGGGGCAAAAGAAGAAGGGGGCUUAUGCGGGUGACGGGCCUGAAUUGGAGGUACAAAUGGCGAAUGGGGAUAGUGUGGGGGCAGAUGUGUCUGAAUUGGAGAAUCAAAUGGCGAAUAGGGCUAACGUGGGUGGUGAUGGUGGGUCUGAAUUGGAUGCUCAAAUGGCAAACCAGGCAUACGUGGGGGUGCGUGGGUUGGAUUUAGAGGCUGAAACGGAGAAUGAGACUACUGUGGGUGGUCGGUCUGAUAUGGAGGUGCAAAUGGAGAAUGGGACUGAUGCGGGUGAUGGAUCUGAAUUGGAGGAGCAAAUGGUUAAUGGGACUAAUGUGGGUGACGGGGAUCAAUUGGAGGAGCAAACUAGGAAGGAGGCUAAUGUGACUGGUGACUCUGAAUUGGAAGCACAAAUGAUGAGUGGAGCUAGUCUGGUUGAUAGGUCCGAGCCAGAAUCACAAACUGUUAAUGGGACUAAUGAGGGUGUUCGGUCACAAGGCAGGCACAAACCGAAUGGAUCUAAUGUGGGCAGUCAGUCUGCAUUGGAAGAGCAACCAUUGAAUGAGACAAAUUUAGUUGAUGAGUCUGAAUUAGGUCCCAUUUCAGUUGCAGUCCCAUUGAAAGAAGUUCGGGCAGGGAGCUUGCCUAGUGCGAAUGGGGAACUGGAUCUCAGUAUUGACCAUACCACGAAAGAUAAAGAAAAUCAGAGUGCUGUGCCUAGACACAAGCACCUUGCUCAUAGACGCACUAGAGGACCAAUUAGGAUUGGGGAUGCUGAAGAUUCAAGCACAGAGGUACCAAAUAGAAAAUUUGGUUCCCUUUCUUCCCCUGAAGUUAACAAAGCACAAGAAGCACUUAAAUCCAGUAUUUCAGAGCUCCAAGAAGUAGUGACUGAUCCACUUCCAGAUGCAUUAAGAGUGUCCGAGACCGUAAGAUCUGGUUUGGCAGUGAGAUCUGCAAAUCAUGUCAAUGGAAAUGUUGGUGCAGAUAAUCCAUCUAUCGAGAAGGGUGCUGGGCCUGUUCAAUCUAAUAAUGAUAAUGUCGGAAAUCUGCCAUCCAGACAUCAGAAUGAUCCUCAAUCUAGUGGAAUAGAAAAGGAUGUACCAAAUCCGCCUGUCGACCAGGGAGGCACUGAGUCUGUUCAAACUGAUGCUGCCAAUCUUAGAAAUGCUUCUCUCAAUAAUCAGAAUAACGUGGCUCGUCCUAGCUUGAUGGAACGUAAUAGUACUGCCUGUACUUUCGAGUGGGAGGACUCAAUAGAUACAUCACAAGAAGGAACAAAGAAAGAUGCAGGCAGGCUUCACCUCCCGAGCCCAAAGAGGACUGCUGUUUCUCCAUUGAAGAAGUACGGGAAUGUCAAAUUGACUAAGAGAAGAAAAGUUAAGAGAUGGAGCUUAUUGGAAGAAGAAACCUUAAGGACUGGUGUACAGAAGUAUGGAAAAGGGAACUGGAAACUUAUCUUGAAUAGCUACCGCGAUAUAUUCGAAGAGAGAACUGAGGUUGAUCUAAAGGACAAGUGGAGAAACAUGGAAGGGUAGCGGCACCUGUGAAUUGUCAGCUCGGUUGUAUUUUGGUCAUCUGGUACCUUAUCGGACGUGUACAUUAACUUUUUACAUAUUUGUACAACUACAGGAUGUGGAUGAAAGAUGUUUUUUGUAGUGUCCUUUUAUCAACUAGUACUAAUGUACGAUAGUCUAGUGGUAUUUUUUUUUUCACUUGUAAAUGAGAGAUUUUAGGUUUGACUCUUAUGACGUGUUUGAUAUUGAAACAUUAUGUGGCUUGACCUAAA
This is a messenger RNA of Pyrus x bretschneideri (Chinese white pear), 2695 nucleotides long. RefSeq lists its product as uncharacterized. The record is from RefSeq and is a predicted model, not a curated record. NCBI's taxonomy places the organism in Eukaryota, Viridiplantae, Streptophyta, Magnoliopsida, Rosales, Rosaceae.